This is a messenger RNA of Camelus dromedarius (Arabian camel), 3478 nucleotides long. RefSeq names its product chromosome 21 C1orf116 homolog (gene C21H1orf116). The transcript has 4 exons. The record is from RefSeq and is a predicted model, not a curated record. Bases 134 to 2221 code for a protein of 695 amino acids. Lineage: Eukaryota; Metazoa; Chordata; Mammalia; Artiodactyla; Camelidae. Gene Ontology annotation, cellular component: cytoplasm.
GGAGUCCGUCCGGCGGCUGGUAUCCCCGGCGGCGUAUGCCAGCCUGCUGCCGGGACCAAAACUGGCUCCGCGGGUGUCUGGCCUGUGGGCGGCUGGACCGACACGAUGUGGCGGCUCCGCUGCAAGGCCAAGGAUGGCACCCAUGUCUUGCAGGGGUUGUCCAGCCGGACCCGGGUGCGGGAACUCCAGGGCCAAAUUGCCGCCAUCACCGGGAUUGCUCCCGGCUGUCAGCGAAUCCUCGUCGGAUACCCGCCUGAGUGCCUGGAUCUCAACAACGAGGAUACGGUUCUGGGGGAUUUGCCCAUCCAGUCAGGCCCAGCUGGGGACAUUCUCCGCUUCCCUUGGCUUCCCCUCUGGAAGCCCCUUUCGCCGCCCCUGCACCUUGCUUCGGGCGAUGCCCGAGAGGGAGCUGUGGCCAGCGGGGCCUGGCUCGGAACCUGUGACCCGCGUUGGCAGCUGCGACAGCAUGAUGAGCGUCACUUCCACCCGCUCGGGAUCUAGUGACAGCAGCUACGACUUCCUGUCCGCUGAAGAGAAAGAGUGUCUGCUCUUCCUGGAGGAAACCAUUGGCUCCUUGGACACUGAGGCUGACAGCGGACUGUCCACUGACGAGUCUGAGCAAGCUACAAACCCCCGAGGUCCCCGAGCACUGCCCCUAACCCAGCCUGCCCCCCAGGGACACCCGGAAGAGACGACUGUUCCACAAGGCCCAGAGCCAAGGAGAGGGACUCCGUCCAGCUUGUCUCAUCCACCCGCGCCCCAGAGCCUGGGCUCCAAGUCUGGCUCCUACAGCCUCCCCAGAAAUAUCCACAUCGGCAGAAACCAGAACCUCUGGAAAAGCACCACCCAGACUAACAGCCACCUCCCUGGGGGACCCAAGGGGCUGGUCCUAGGGCCUGAGAAAGAGCAGGUCAGCCAGAGCAGUGAGCCCAGCCAGGCGCCCGCCGUCCCCCAGGACGCUGCCCUUGAUCUGGACGUGGCGCUCAUCCCCCCACCAGAGGCUUUCCGGGACACCCGGCCGGAGCAGCCUGGGCAAGGCAGCCUGCCCAAAGGGCCAGGGGAGCAGAGCCACACGCCCCAGCUCCACACCUCACUCAGCCCCCAGAAGAAAAGGGAGGCUGCUUCGGAGGCCAUGUCCCAAAAGGCCAAUGGUACAGGCCCGACAGGGGCACCGGGGCAGCCUCGGCCUCCCUGUGCUGGGUCGUCCCAGAAUUCAAGAGCUGAAGAUGCUCCCGUCCCAUCACGGGGGGAUCCAAAUGCCCAGCUGGCUCCCCUCACAGCCCCUAAGCCCCGGAAGCUGCCGCCAAAUAUCAUUCUGAAGAGCAGCCGAAGCAGUUUCCACAGUGAUCCCCAGAACUGGCUGUCCCGCCACUCUGAGGCCGCCCCCGGAGACGCCAGCCUGGCCCCGUCUUCGCUGCAGGAGCAGAGGAAGGCACGCAGGGAAGCGCUGGAGAAGCUGGGGCUGCCCCAGGACCAGGAUGAGCCCAGCCCCCACUUGAGCAGGCCCUCAUUCAGACUGAAGGAGACUCGGGCUCAGGCCCCCUCCCCGGCCGGGCCCGCAGCUCCAGCUCCGGUCUCGGUCUCGGCAGCCGCACCUGCGGCGGGAAAGGCGCCUGCGCCUGCGCAGGGACCUUCUCCGCUGAAAGCUCCGGCUCCGGCUCAGCGGUCUUCUCCCGGCAAGGUUUCCGUUUCUGCCCAGGAACCCACUCCAGGGAAAGCCCCAGCAGUCCAAUCCCUGCCAAUUCCUAUCCCUAAGGCCUCGAGGGCAAAGAGUCCCCCGACGCAGCCAAAGCCAGACUCAGGGCUGACCCUCCAGGGGAGCAGCACCCCUGGCCUGAGACAGACGAACUUCAAGUCCAACACGCUGGAGCGGUCGGGCGUGGGGCUGAGCAGCUACCUCUCGGCUGAGAAAGCGCCCAGCCCCCAGAUCAGCACCUCUCUGGGAAAAGACUCCUUCUUGGACCAGAUGUCACCCCACGUCUUGCGUAAUUCGCGGCCCCGCCCUGCCUCCCUGGGCACCAGGAAGGACUUCGAGGGGAUCCAGGUGGGCAAGCUGGCUGACCUGGAGCAGGAGCAGCACUCCAAACACCUGUCUUUCCAAGGACAGAGCCGGGACAAGCUGCCUCGGCCCCUCUGUGUCAGCGUCAAGAUCUCGCCAAAAAGCGUAUCCGAUGAGCACAGAAGGGAGGCCCUGAAGAAGCUGGGCCUGUUGAAGGAGUAGGGCGCCGGCCAUCAGCACCGCACCCACAGCCCCCUCCACGCACCCCGUUGUUCAAGAAGAGACCCGGGGCUCCACUUAGCCUUCCCGCCUCACAGCUCGGGGGCUGGGCAGGGGUUGUGUUCUCUCCAAUGUCCUCUUCUUUCUGAGGGAGAGAUUGGAGCAUACGUUUAUACUCAGUGGUUGUGCCGAGGAGUGCCUGCACGAAUCAUCCUGAAGAUGGUUUCCACAGGAGGGUGUGUGUGUGUGUGUGUGUGUGAGACAGGCUGUAUAUAUCACAGAAGCUAUUUAUAGGACACAGGGGGUCACUGCUCAGAAGUCCGCUCUUGUUGGAAACUUUCUUAUAUUGGGUAGAGUUCAGCCUAGCCAGAACCAAGUGUAGAGGAGCAGCUAAACCUGAGGAAAAGCAGUCAGAUGAGACAGUGGAGGUGCCAGGGACAUUAGGCAAAUGCAGGUCACAGGGAAUGUCUCCCAGAAUCCCUGCCAUGGGUGGAGAUGGGCUCACACUUUGCAGGAUUCCAGUCUCAGUUCUGGACAGGGGCCCGGGGCCAAGAGGAGUUUUUGUUUUGUUACCUCUUCCUCUGCUGUCUUCUCACUGUCCCUAGUCCCAAGAAUCGGACACAUCCCUAUAAUUAAGAACUUUCAAUUGACAGAUGCCAGAAGCACUCCUGUUGGUUUGAGAAGGCCAGAUAUGUGCCCACGCAGCACACCUUUACCAGGGAGGGCUUUGUCCAUGGACUUGUUAAAUUCUGUAAAUAAACUACGAUGGUCCCUGACUCUGAUGUUCCCCUGCUUCCGAUGGCGGUUUGCACAGGACUGACCCCAAGGCUGGGCCAACAGUGGGAUGGGGGCCCAAGCCCAGAGGAUUUGUAAAUAAAUACCAAAGAACUGUUGUAGGCUUUGUCCCCACGAUUGCAAGUUGUUUUUUAAUUUCCUCUGUUCCUAUGGAAAAUCAGCAUAAUACAUUCUCUGCCAAUUAUUCAUAGACUGUCAGAGCUGGGAGGGGCCUUAGUGACACCCCAGUGCACCCCGGCUAGGGAAGGGAAGUGACUCAUUGUGGUCACUGUGCCGUUUAAUAACAGAGUUGGGGUUCCUGAUUCCCCUCCCAUGCUGCACGCCCCUCCCCUCAAACAGUGCCUUUGCCCACCCACACAGCCCCCUAAGCUGCGGGAGUCAUUAACCAGGAUGCAGCCCUAAAGCUCUCCAAGACCCUAAAGUGUCUUCUGAAACAUCAGAGAUUAAAUGUUUUUCAGGAUCAUA